Nilaparvata lugens (brown planthopper) is the source of this 546-nucleotide messenger RNA. RefSeq lists its product as uncharacterized. The record is from RefSeq and is a predicted model, not a curated record. The transcript has a single exon. Bases 1 to 546 code for a protein of 181 amino acids. Lineage: Eukaryota; Metazoa; Arthropoda; Insecta; Hemiptera; Delphacidae.
AUGGAGGAGCUGAAGCUGACUGCCGAAGUGUGCAGUAGACGAGUAUACUGGAGAGUGGCCAUGAUCAACGAGUUAGAAUCCGAAAUGAUUCUGGGAUUAAGUCAUUUGAAAGCGAUUCGAGCAAAACUCGAUCUGAGGCAGAGGAAGAUGGUAUUACCUCCUGCCUUGGUGGAACAGGAGGCAGCUGUGACUUCCAAAAAGGAUGAGUUCGAAAAAUUCCUGGAGAAGGAGCUGAAAAAAUUCAGAGAUGUGUCAGGUGCGACCCACCUCCUAGUGCAUAAAAUCAGGCUGAAGGAAGGAGCUGAAUCAUUCCGUCAACAUCCGUAUCCUUGUAACCCGCUUAUGCAAGAGGUGAUAAACAAGGAAGUCGACAGUAUGCUCAAUCAGUGGGUGAUUGAGCCGAGCAGCAGCCCUUGGAGUUCACCAAUUGUCUUGGUGAAAAAGGCUAAUGGGAAGAUGCGAUUCUGCAUCAAUCUCCAUCAGAUUAAUGCACUCAUGGAACGAGAUGCAUAUCCUUUGCCGAAUAUGACAGGCAUCUUAGAUUGA